UUCACAAUGAAACCUUCAAUAUCAUUUUCAAAUUGAGUAUCUCUGCACCGCAGGGUUCUAGCGAUUUCUACAGUAUGAAGCGUUUUCUUUCCACAAUUCGAGCCCGCUUGUUGAACAGAGCGCUGAAACCCACGAUCGCCACCCUGCCAUUUCAGGUCCUGUCCGACCUCCACCUCGAGGUCGGCCAGCAGUACUCCGUCUUUGACUUCCCCACCACGGCACCGAACCUCAUCCUCGCCGGCGACAUCGGUCUCCUCUCCGACUACGACGCCUACCUCGACUUCCUCCACAACCAGACGGCACGCUAUGAUCGUGUCUUUUUAGUCCUGGGCAACCACGAGUUCUACGGGCUAGACUUUGCUACAGCGCUCUCAACUGCGAAGAAGCUAGAGAAAGAGCCUCGCCUGCAAGGGAAGCUGUCAUUGCUCCAACAAACCAGAAUCGAUCUCCCAGACGCCAUCACUAUACUAGGCUGCACGCUCUGGUCCCACGUCCCCGACGAAGCCAAAGAGAUCGUAGGGAAAAGGGUGAAUGACUUUCGCAGGAUCGAGAACUGGACGGUGGACCGCCACAAUGAUGCACACAAGUCGGACGUCGCUUGGAUUAGAGCGGAGCUGGACAAUAUAGACCCUGGGCGGUCGGUCCUCGUUGUGACACACCACGCGCCGUUGGUUGUGGAGACAUCUAGACCCGAGCAUCUCAAGAAUCCCUGGACCUCGGCCUUCGCAACGAAUAUCAUGUCCGGCGAGAAGACGUGGGGUUCGGUCAGGCAUUGGGUCUACGGGCACACACACUACUCGACGGAAUUUGAGAAGCGUGGGAUCCGCGUGGUCAGUAAUCAACGGGGCUACGUUGUCCCUGGUAUGAUCGGGAGGGAAUGCGUCGAUGAGGGAUUUGAUGUGGGCAAGACCAUCCACGUGCCGAUCGGACGAAGUGAGGAGGUCGGCUGACCUUUUGUUAUCUCGUGCAAGUCAGAUCCCUUACGGGGAGGAAAGCAUGCUUAACGCUCUUCUAUUAUGUAGUAGGGAAACCCACGGAUGCUUUGUACAUAUUCAUGAGACUCCUUUCAUGUCCCCCAGUCUCGCCCAUACAAUUUCAUUGAUAAGUACGAGCUGUUCACCAAGGGAUACCAACAAACAUGAGGUCAGACAAAUAGGGGUGUGGAAGUUAUAGAUUGGUACUGUGUCACAUUUCGUGGUGGGGUACGAUGAUGCUCUGUUCUAAGCGCACGGCGAAGUGACGGACCGUGCUAAGCCAGAGCCCUGGUAGGGGGAACAUGUUUGGUCGUGUUCGUCUUCCUUGUCUAGCUUGGUAGGAGGUUACAUGUAAACUGAUGUUGAACUCGGUGGCUGGGCUGAGGGUAGAUGUGGGGCGUGGCUGAUAAAAAAGUUGAGCUAAGGGUAGGUACGGGGCUUUACGCCUUUAAUUGAUUGGUCGAAC
This is a messenger RNA of Sodiomyces alkalinus F11, 1440 nucleotides long. RefSeq names its product phosphoesterase. The record is from RefSeq and is a predicted model, not a curated record. Gene Ontology annotation, molecular function: hydrolase activity. Lineage: Eukaryota; Fungi; Ascomycota; Sordariomycetes; Glomerellales; Plectosphaerellaceae. The transcript has a single exon. Bases 75 to 950 code for a protein of 291 amino acids.